GCAGGGUCAGCACCACGGACAGCCCCAGCAUCCGGCCUCCCUCUCCCGAGCCAGAGCAGACUGGCGGUCCGACCGUUCUGGUCUGCGGACCUGCCGGGUCCCUGCCGACUGUUCGAGCAGUGGAGGACUCUCGCGGCUCCGACAGCGACCUGUACGCCCCAGCCUGCCGCUCACUUGAGUCCGCUGUCGCUUCCAGCGCAGGCCCCAGAGACGCGCCCCUCGGGGUCUCGCAACCCGCUGGACUCGAAGCCGCGGCCGUCAUCGCUCCACAGUCAGUGCCCGCUCCUCGCUGACGUCAGUCGGAGCUGUCCUGGCGCUAUAUAAGGCUGGCGGCGGUCCCGGGACAGACCCCGUGUUCCCCAAGGCACCCUCAGCCCGCCCCGAGGGACAGACUGGAGCUCCGUCCCGGGCUGUGCAGACGCUCUUCCCGCAACCCGGCCGGUGGCACCAUGAGGCUGGCCGGACGCGCGGCGCUGCUGGCGGCGUUGCUGCUCCUGGCACAGCUGCGCCGGGGGAGCAGCCAGUGGAGCCCGGAGGAGGCGGCGGCCAAGGUCCAGGACCCGAGUCUGCGCUGGAGCCCCGGGGCUCGGAACCAGGGCGGUGGAGCCCGCGCGCUCCUCUUGUUGUUGGCUGAGCGCUUGCCCCGCCGCCCGGGGACAGGCGGAUGGGGAUCCGGGACCUCAGGCGAGCGGCCGCGACGGGACGACCCUCCACUGUCCAUUGACCUCACCUUCCACCUGCUUCGGACCCUGCUGGAGAUGGCGCGGACUCAGAGCCAGAGGGAGCGCGCAGAGCAGAACCGCAUCCUAUUCGACUCGGUGGGCAAGUGACCAGCGGGGCCCGGAAACCUCGACCCCCACCCCCACCCCCGGGCUGGCACCUGCUCAGCCGGAACUGAUCCAGUCCCGCGGGGCUGGAGCGGCCCGGGAACCCCCUGAACCCUCCUGCAUUACUAGUUUUUAAUAAAAGUGCUGAAGAGCC
Molecule: messenger RNA, 981 nt
Organism: Phyllostomus discolor (pale spear-nosed bat)
Lineage: Eukaryota; Metazoa; Chordata; Mammalia; Chiroptera; Phyllostomidae
Gene: UCN
Product: urocortin
Exons: 2
Coding region: 450-830 (126 amino acids)
Biological process (GO): negative regulation of feeding behavior
Cellular component (GO): extracellular region
Molecular function (GO): hormone activity
Source: RefSeq, a predicted model, not a curated record